AAACGUUACCCAGAUUUUCCUAAUGCCACGCUGCCACAAUCGCUGCCUCGGUUUCCGUUCUUUUCUCUCACCGACACAUCUCCACCUUCUGCCAAACCUUCUACUUCUCUUGCUAAGCAAUCCAGGGCGCCUCCUAUUGAAAUUCAGCCAUGUGAGUCACAUUUUCAAGAUAUUGAUGCUUGCAUUGGAGACAUUCUCAAUGUGUUUUUGACUAACAAACUUAUGGUUGGACCAUCCUGUUGCAAGGCGAUAACUGAGAUCAACCAAGAUUGCUUGGAUGGCUUAAUUCCACCAUUCAUUACUGCCUUCUUUGGUCCUUACUUGUAGGCACUUUGGUUUGUCUUAAAAUUUUUAUUAAGAUAAAACAUCCAUUUAUUAGUGCUAAGGAUAUAUGGUUUUU
This is a messenger RNA of Durio zibethinus, 400 nucleotides long. NCBI's taxonomy places the organism in Eukaryota, Viridiplantae, Streptophyta, Magnoliopsida, Malvales, Malvaceae. The record is from RefSeq and is a predicted model, not a curated record.